AUGUACACCGGAAACACCAUGUUGUGGAAGCCACCACCAACCUCUACCUUGACUUCCAUCGCUGUACAGAACAUCUGCGCCAAGGUUCUUGAGCGAAACGGCUACAACCCAGCUGUCUGCUCCUUCGUAUCUGGUGGUGCUGACAUCGGCAAGCUUAUUGCUUCCGAUAAGCGAGUUCCUCUCGUCUCUUUCACUGGUUCGACCGCUGUUGGACGAGAAGUCGGUGUUGAGGUUCAGCGACGAUUUGGCAAGAGCAUCCUCGAACUCGGCGGCAACAAUGCCUUGAUCGUUGCUCCUGACUACACUGAUACUGAUUCCGUCAUCAAGAGCGUUGUAUUCGCUGCUUUCGGCACUCAGGGACAGCGAUGCACUACUCUUCGACGACUUAUGCUUCCAGGAACCAUCUAUGAUGAAAUUCUUGAGCGAAUGAAGAAUGGCGCUGCCAAGCUUCUCACUAAGAUCGGUGAUCCCUUGGACGCCCAGACUUUGUACGGUCCCAUGCACAACCAGGCCGGAGUUGAUCUCUACGUUCGAACUGUUGAGAAAAUCAAGGAAGCUGGCGGAAAGAUCGAGUGCGGUGGAAAGGUCAUGGAUCGACCAGGCUUCUUUGUGGAGCCAACCAUUGUUACUGGUCUCCCACACGACCAUGAGUUGGUUCAAGAAGAGGCUUUCUGCCCGAUCGUCUAUCUUCUCAAGUACGACACUCUUGAGCAGGCUAUGGAAUGGAACAACGAAGUCGAGCAGGGUCUUUCGAGCGCAAUCUUUACCAACGACAUCAAAACUCAGUACUGGUUCACCGGACCGAACGGAUCUGACUGUGGUAUUGCCAAUAUUAAUGCUCCAACCAACGGUGCUGAAAUCGGCGGAGCUUUCGGUGGAAACAAGUCUACUGGAUGGGGCCGAGAGGCCGGAUCCGACUCGUGGAAGCAGUACAUGCGACGAGCUACCUCCUGCGUCAACUACUCCGGAAAGGUCGAGCUCGCCCAAGGUAUCAAGUUCGACGUCUAA
Molecule: messenger RNA, 1008 nt
Organism: Oikopleura dioica
Lineage: Eukaryota; Metazoa; Chordata; Appendicularia; Copelata; Oikopleuridae
Source: the annotation of a GenBank genome assembly